This is a messenger RNA of Solanum dulcamara, 2983 nucleotides long. Its product is annotated as putative cyclin-B3-1. The transcript is spliced from 26 exons. Gene Ontology annotation, cellular component: cytoplasm; cyclin-dependent protein kinase holoenzyme complex; centrosome. Gene Ontology annotation, molecular function: cyclin-dependent protein serine/threonine kinase regulator activity. The record is from RefSeq and is a predicted model, not a curated record. Bases 148 to 2337 code for a protein of 729 amino acids. NCBI's taxonomy places the organism in Eukaryota, Viridiplantae, Streptophyta, Magnoliopsida, Solanales, Solanaceae. Gene Ontology annotation, biological process: regulation of cyclin-dependent protein serine/threonine kinase activity; mitotic cell cycle phase transition.
AUUCAAAACCGUGGAAAACCCGCUCUCCAUCUCCGAUUGGUGUAAGCAUAAAACACCAGUUCAAUUGAAUUUCACAAAUCUGAGUGACAGUUCAGCGGAACUCACAGAACUUCAAUCAAGGAGGGCAUUCUUCCAACCUUGGCUUUCAUGGGUAAAUUGAACUCUCAGAACCAUAAAUCCCUCCAAAACGGUAGAGUUAGAGAACUUAAGAUUUACGAAGAGACAGAUAAGAUAAAAAUUCAAAGCCGUGAUUCUCUCAGCAGUCGGUGCAAGGGAAAGUCUGGUGCGCUUAACAUGAGUGAUGUGCAGACCAGUCGGAAGAGCUCGAAGAGUGAUAUCAAGAACAUAGAGAAGAUAAAAGAAAAAUGCAGCACGUCUGUUAAGAUAUUUGUCAAAAGAAAAGUAUUGACUGAUAUCAGCAAUAUCAGGGGCAGCUCUUUGAGAACCAAAUCAUAUAAUAGUUCCAAACUGGUGGACUCAAAUGGUAAAUGUUCAAGAAUAGCAAACAAUUCAUCAAGAAAAUUUAUCAUGGGAAAUGUGAGGACAAACUUGAAUGGAGCUACUGGUGACGAGGAAAUCUUGACACGGGCACCAUUCAAAGAUACGAAAGCCUCUUUUGAUGGACCUAUGUCCAAAAUUCAAUGCCGUAAAUCAGUUACCUCUGGAAUCAGGCCAACUAGAAGGAAUGCUUUACCGCCAUCAAGGAGGUCUUUACCAAUACUACAACGAGUGAACGAGGAUACAAACAAUAAAGAGAAGGGAAACUUGAGGCCAAACCUGAGUGGAGCUACUGGUGACAAGCAAAUCUUGACACAGGCACCAUUCAAAGCUAUGAAAGCCCCAUUUGAUGGGCCAAACACCAAAACCCAAGGCCGUAAGUCAGUUACCAUUGGAAUCAGGACAACUGGAAGGAAUGCUCCACCGUCAUCAAGGAGAUCUUUACCAGUACUAGAGCAGGUGAAUGCCAAGGGUACACACAAUAAAGCGAAGGAAAAUUCCAAAGAGUUGGAGAAAGGCAAGGGAAUAAGUGGUGUUCCAGUUUCAGCAAAGCUUAAGGCUGCAGGGGAUGUUUUACCACAGCUGAGCAACCACAACAACAUCCGGAGAAAUCGAGUUAGUGUUGCCUCGGCAAGAAUGGCUCCCAAGGGUCAUGCUACAACGGAAAUUGGAGCAUUAAGAAAAAAAUCAGUCAAGACAGUUCUGAAAAUUACUGCCAGCCGUCUCAGUUCACAAACAUUUUCAAAGUCAAACUCCAUGUCAGGUGUUCACAAAUGCACCUCUCGAGUUUCAAUUCCAAAUAAAAGGCUGGAGGACGUUACUACCUCUUCCCUGUCAAAAUAUGCAACAUCAGAUAUUUCAGCUGAGCAACCUCAUCAAAAGGAAGUUGCUUCUAGUAGUAAUGGCAGCUUAGGUAUACCUGAAUGUUCAAUUGCCAGGAGAAAAUCUGAUCGUAGGAAGUCUUUUACGUGUUUACUGAUGGCAAGGUCAAAGCUUCUCAAGGAGCAAUGUGGAAGCGUAAAGCUGGAAAAUUUGUCAAAUAUUUAUGAUAAUUGCAAUCAUCUUGAAGUUACUGAAUAUGUUUAUGACAUCUAUCAGUAUUAUUGGGUUAUAGAGGCUCAGAAUCAGCCUAUCAAAAACUACAUGGAGAUUCAGAAGGAAAUAACACCCCAAAUGCGUGGCGUAUUGAUCAACUGGCUUAUUGAAGUGCAUUUGAAAUUUGAUUUGAUGCAAGAAGCUCUAUUUCUAAUGGUUACACUCCUGGACUACUACUUAUCACUAGCGAGGGUCAAGAAGAGUGAUCUGCAGCUAGUUGGCCUAACUUCACUGUUUUUGGCAUCAAAAUAUGAAGACCUUUGGCAUCCCAGGAUCAUGGACUUGCUAAGCAUCUCUGGAGAGUCAUAUACUAGAGAUCAAUUGCUGGAAAUGGAGAAGGAUAUCUUAAGGAAAUUGAAGUUUCGCCUUAAUGCAGCAACUCCUUAUGUCUUCAUGCUCAGGCUUCUUAAGGCUGCUCAAGCAGACACAAGGUUUGAACAUUUGGCCUUUUACCUCAUCGAGUUGUGCUUGGUUGAAUACGAGGCUUUGAACUACAAGCCAUCUAUGCUUUGUGCAUCAGCUAUUUAUGUGGCAAGAUGUACAAUGCAAAUGAUGCCAACCUGGACACCACUACUGGAAGUGCAUGCACGUUAUCAAGAAUCCCAACUCAGAGAGUGUGCGGAAAUGAUCUUGCGGUUUCACAAAGCUGCAACAACAGCCCUUCUGAAAGUCACGCAUGAGAAAUAUAUGUGUUCCAGCAACAGCAAAGUUGCAUCAAUAAGACCUUUAGAGAGUCUCCCUUAAGACUAUGAAUUGUAGGGACAUUUCUUUGAAGCCUAAGCUGCAAAUGAAUUGUUGAGACGUGAGUUGAAAAGAACAGAUUGAUUGCUUAUGCUAUCCCUCUGUUAUAUCUGCUGGUUUUAAUAGUGCAAGUACAUUUCUUUCUGAUUUUAUUUUUUUAAAAUAAUAGAUCUUCAGCUUAUGCAAUCCUUCCGUUCAGUUCGACCAAGUGAAAAGCACACGUUUACAUGGAAGAGCAUUAAGUAUUCAUUUGCCACAAUUUUGUGAGAUAGUGGUAGCCUAUUUGCUCGACUUGCGUGAUUUCAAUACGACAACAUUGUACUCAAGUGCAGAAAUGUUAUAGGAAUAAUUGAAAUCACUAAGUACUUCAUCUUUGUGGUAGAGCUGGUCAUCCUCACCCAUAAAAGUGCAAAACCAAGAAAGUUCUGAAGCAGGAGAUUGUGCUAUUUCAAGAUAUUUCUUUGUAAUUGAGAUGAAUGUAGGCGUAAUUUUUACUAUUGAAGAAAACGGUGAAGGUCCCAUUCAGUCUGCCAUUUCAUCUAUUGUUUGGAUUUUUAAAGAUCGCUCACAAAUGAAUUUUGGGAGUUGUGAAUUUUUUGAUAAAUUGAUAAUUGAGAUUUUAUUGGAAAUAUCUUUUUGGAAGUUGUGA